GGGGGUCGUUCGUUGUAAAUGUAUAAAAUGUGGCUUGCUUUACUCCCUCUUCGAUCGAUAUGCACUGCGAUCAUUUAUUUUCUUGUCCAUCAUUCACAUUUUAACAUCUAUUGUCCCUUGAAUACCUACUGGAGGUGUAUAUUCUAUAAACAUUGCAAUUCAUGUCAAGAUAUACCUCCUCAUAUAUCUAGGAGACAUGACUUCUACCAGUGUUUGGAUAGCUUCCUUCGUUUUGUUUUAUUAUAUUGCAAGCAGGCUAUACAAAUCACACACAUAUUCCGCGAAAUUGCGCGACUUCCACUGUGAAGAACCAGUAACGCAAGAAACAGUCAGUCGCUGGCCUCUCGGUCUCGAUUACUUUAAGAGAUCUUUGCAUGCCGAGCAAGGGAAAUACUUCCCAAACUUCCUUCAAAGCAAUGUCGAACGUUAUGGCACCACAUUCAGAUAUACUAUCAUGAGCUCAUCGACUCUUUUUACUAUCGAUCCUAGAAACCUCAAAGCCAUUCUCGCGACACAAUUCGACGAUUUUCAACUCGGGCGAAUAAGGACAGGGGCCUUUUGGCCUAUGCUUGGGAAUGGCAUAUUUACACAGGACGGUCACGCGUGGAAGGUAACGAGGGAUAUGGUGAGGCCACAGUUUACUAGAGAUCAAAUUAGUGAUCUUGAGGUGGAGGAGAGGCAUGUUCAAAACUUGAUGAGAGCUAUAGAUGCCAGGCUUCAGGAUCAAUGGAGUGCAGAGAUAGAUCUACAGGCUCUCUUCUUUAGACUAACCAUAGAUUCUGCGACGGAAGUUCUACUUGGACAGUAAGUAGUACCUUUACUAUGCACCGUCAGCUUUCUUUCUCAGAAUGGUUUGUGGGUCACCCCUAAUCAUCUUCGAUAACACAAUGAUAAAUAAGCCGACCAUGAUUUUAGGUCUGCUAAUAGUCAGCUUCUCAAACUACCAGAGAAUCACGAUAAAGUCGACGACACCGGAAUAGACUUCGCGGCUGAAUUCGACAACGCUCUAUCCUGGACAUCCCUUCGGUGCCGUUUCGCUGAUAAAUACUGGCUGGCCACCAGCAAAGACUUCACCAAUUCUUGCAACAGAUGCAACGAGUACGUGGAUCAUUUUGUCCAACUCGCUCUCACCAGAAACUCGCUAGGCAAGUCUCAGGAUGAAGACGACGUAUCCGGUGCCAAGAAAAGGUACAUUUACCUGGAUGCUCUUGCAAAAGAAACUCAUGACCCUGUUGAGCUUCGCUCUCAAUGUCUUCAUUUGCUCUUGGCAGGCAGAGACACCACCGCCUCGUUAUUAGGAUGGUUGUUUCUCAGCCUUGCUCAAAAUCCCAGUUACUACCAAAAGCUUCGCAAUAUCAUUAUCGAAGACUUCGGAACGUACGAAAACCCUUCUGAAAUUACCUUUUCCGACCUCAAACGCUGCAGAUAUCUUCAGUAUUACAUGAAUGAAGCUCUGCGACUUUAUCCACCGGUGCCUCACAACGUUAGACAGGCGAACAAAGAUACAACCCUGCCUUAUGGCGGCGGCAAGGAUGGGAAAUCGAAAGUUUUCAUCCCAAAAGGGUCAAUGGUUGAAUACAGCGUUUUUGCGAUGCAUCGAAGAAAGGAUACAUGGGGUGAUGAUGCCGAUGAAUUCCGACCAGAGAGGUGGGAGGGGAAGAAACUUGGCUGGGAAUUUUUACCUGUAAGUCUGGAUCUGACUCUUUAUGCCGCUCAGAGCUCGUUACUGAUGUUGAAAGUUCAAUGGCGGCGCAAGGGUUUGUAUUGGACAGCAAUUUGCGCUGAAUGAAGCCGGAUAUAUUACCGUAAGGCUUCUUCAGCGAUUCGAUAUGAUUGAGAGCAUGGAGACAGACCCGGUGAUAAAGCAUGACUAUAAACUCACAGACGCCCCUGCCAACGGUGUAAAAGUCAAGCUUCAUAUUCCCACUGCAUAAAGAUGGCACAUGGUUCCAGCUUUUCGUAUCGUACAAUUUUGUUCUUAUUUUAUCUACUGGUUCUUCGGUUUUGGAUGCGCAGGACGAAUCUGAACUUUGAAAGUUGACCAUUUUUACAUUAUUUUGGUGUGGUAUUGAGAAGAUUGACGUCUAAAGUGUUGAGAGCAAAAAUGAUUGGACUGCGAUGGGUCAAGCUUAUCAGUUUUGCCCAUGAAUUAGAUUCCGAUCUCAGUACUCAUCCCAGUUCCAGUUUGUCAAGAAUAAUUUCAAUCUCCCCAGCUACAAAAUCUGGAUCAUCCAUUUGGAUAAAAUGCCCACAGCCAAUCGCAAUUUUCACACGCUCACAUCGUCCUUCAUCUGUUACACUUAC
Sclerotinia trifoliorum is the source of this 2304-nucleotide messenger RNA. Lineage: Eukaryota; Fungi; Ascomycota; Leotiomycetes; Helotiales; Sclerotiniaceae. The record is from the annotation of a GenBank genome assembly.